AUGGGUGCCUUUAUCAGCUGGAUUAACGAUGCUCUCAACAAGGACAAAAACCAGGGCUCAGCCCGGGAAUCCUCGUCUUCUUCGCUCUCGGGCAUGAUUUCGACGCUAGUACCCGUCCUGGCGCUCUCCGCAGUCUACUUCGUCAUCUGGCUCGUUGCCAGACGUUCGCAGACGCGAUUCUAUGAACCGAGAGCUUAUCUCGGGUCACUUCGGUCGUAUCAACGGUCCCCUGCUCUCCCCAAGGGCUGGUUCAAUUGGAUCGGUCCGUUCUGGAAACUCCCUGACGAGACAGCUCUCCGCCACCAGAGCCUUGACGCCUAUCUUUUCAUCCGCUACCUCAAGGUCUGCACCAUCAUGGCGUUUGUCAGCCUGUGCAUCACUUGGCCCAUUCUAUUCCCUGUUAAUGCGACCGGCGGUGGCGGCCUGAAGGAACUCGACAUUCUCUCCUUCGGCAAUGUCGACCCCGACACCCACAAGAACUACUACUACGCUCACUGCUUUGUUGGCUGGGCCGUCUACGGCUUCAUCAUGUACAUGAUUACGCGCGAGCUCAUCUUCUACAUUAACAUUCGUAACGCCUUCUUCAACCACCCCAACUAUGCCCGCCGCAUCUCGGCUCGCACUGUCCUCUUCACCAAUGUUCCCCAGGACUACCUUGACGAGACCCGUCUCCAGGCCAUGUACCCUGGUGCUAUUCGCAACCUCUGGAUCGCUGGUGAUGUCAAGGAGCUCGAGGAGGAGGUCAAGAAGCGCGACGAAACCGCUCUCAAGCUUGAAAAGGGGGAGGUCAGCCUCAUCAAGGCUGUCAACAAGGCCCGCGCCAAGGAAUUGAAGAAGAAGGGUGGCAAUUCCGAGGAGCAGACUGCCGUCACUCGCGAUGCCGAGACUGGCAACAUUGCCUCGCGCUGGGUUCCCGACAAGAAGCGUCCCUCGCACCGUCUCGGUUUCCUCGGUCUCUUGGGCAAGAAGGUUGACACUAUUGAGUGGGGUCGUUCCGAGCUCAAGGAGAGCAUCCCGAAGGUUCAAGCCGCUCAAGACCAAUACCUCGCUGGCAACUACACCAGGGUCCCCGCCGUCUUCAUCGAGUUCAACACCCAGCGCGAAGCCCAGGAUGCCUACCAGAGUGUCAGUCAUCACACUGCUCUCCACAUGGACCCCAAGGCUAUCGGAGUUCAGCCCCAGGAUGUCAUUUGGAAGAACCUUCGUCUUCCCUGGUGGCAGCUCGUCAUUCGUCGCUAUGCCGUCUACGCUGCCGUCGCUGCACUGGUCAUCUUCUGGGCUAUCCCUGUUGCUAUCAUUGGUGUCAUUUCUUCUGUCGACACCAUCAAAGCUCUCCCUGGGCUGGGCUGGAUCAAUUCCAUUCCCAAGGUCAUUCUUGGUGUUGUCUCUAACUUGCUGCCCUCUGUUGCUCUUGCCAUCCUUAUGUCCCUCGUACCCGUCUUCAUGCGCGGUUUCUCUCACCUGGCUGGCGCCAAAACCAACACGGAGGCCGAACUCUUCACUCAGAACGCGUACUUUGUGUUCCAGGUCAUCCAGGUCUUCCUUGUCCGCACCAUGACCAACGCUUUUGCCGAUUCCAUCGUCGACAUCGCCCAGAAUACUAGCAAUGUCCUCCCUAUCCUCGCUCAAAACAUCCCCAAGGCCGCCAACUUCUACAUCUCGUACUUUAUUGUUCAGGGGCUGACUAUCGCCAUUGGUACUCUCACGCAAGUUGUCGGACUUUUCGUCUUCAGACUGCUUUACAACUACCUCUCCGGUACCCCUCGCGCCCUCUUCCAGAAGUGGACCACUCUCGCCGGUGUGCUCUGGGGCAGCAUCCUUCCCGUUUACACCAACAUCGUCGUCAUCGGUAUCACAUACUCGGUUAUCGCCCCCCUCAUGCUGUUCUGGUCCACUAUCGGUCUCUUCCUCUUCUACCUCGCCUACCGUUACAACCUGAUCUUUGUCAGCCAGACUACUGUCGACACCAAGGGUCUAAUUUACCCCCGUGCCCUCAAACAGCUCUUUGUCGGUGUCUACCUUGGUGAAGUCUGCAUUUUUGCCCUUUUCGUCAUCGCCAAGACCCCUGGGCCGGCCGUCUUGAUGGCCGUUUUCGUCAUCUUCACUAUCCUGUACAACAUCACUCUUCUCAAGACCUUCGCCCCUCUUCUGCGUGGUAUCCCCACCAGCUUGGAGGCCGAGUCCCAGCUGGCCACCGGUCAUCUUGGUACUGCUGGUCUGGACCCUGCUGUCGACUACAAGAAGGCUGAGGCUGCCGAGAAGGGAACCAACGGUGCCACUGCUAGCAACGGCGCCAAUGGUGCUCACUCCAACGGUGCACACGCCAACGGCAGCUCCGCUGCUGCUCCUGCCGCUGCCAAGCCCAAGGGGAACAUCUUGUCGCGGUUCCUCCAGCCAUGGAUCUACUCCGACUACCAUGUUCUUCAGAAGCUCAUCCCUGCUGACGACUACGACGUGAACAACGAGAUCUCCGCCGAGGCCGCCGACCAGGCUUACCUGCCCCCUGCUGCUUACCAGCAAGUCCCCAACCUGUGGAUUCCCGAGGACGUCGCUGGUGUCUCCAAGCAGGAGAUUGCCGAGACUUCCAAGGUUAUCCCCAUCUCCGAUGCCGGGUGCACUAUCGACGACAAGAACAAGAUUCACUGGGACGAGGAUAACGCUCGUCCUCCCAUUUACACGGAAAAGCCCGCCUACUAA
Messenger RNA from Akanthomyces muscarius, 2697 nucleotides. RefSeq lists its product as uncharacterized. The transcript has 3 exons. NCBI's taxonomy places the organism in Eukaryota, Fungi, Ascomycota, Sordariomycetes, Hypocreales, Cordycipitaceae. The record is from RefSeq and is a predicted model, not a curated record. Gene Ontology annotation, molecular function: calcium-activated cation channel activity. Gene Ontology annotation, cellular component: plasma membrane. The coding region runs from base 1 to 2697 and encodes 898 amino acids.